AUGCUCGCAGCCCCGAUCGGCUCAUCGUCCCAUUCGGAAAACAUCUCGUCUGUGCUCACGUUAAGGCUUUGCUCCACAAUCGCUUUGACUUGCUCUGACGGGAUGACGCACGGUGAUUUGUCCUGCAACUUUUUUGUCCAGUCGAGAUACAGGUCUGGCAGAAAAUCAUCCCGCGUCGACAUGAUUUGGGCCAGCUUGAAGUAG
This is a messenger RNA of Chondrus crispus (carragheen), 204 nucleotides long. RefSeq lists its product as hypothetical. Bases 1 to 204 code for a protein of 67 amino acids. The record is from RefSeq and is a predicted model, not a curated record. The transcript has a single exon. Lineage: Eukaryota; Rhodophyta; Florideophyceae; Gigartinales; Gigartinaceae.